ACGCUAUGAGGGCUACCUUCACCGUGCUGACUGUCGUCGUCUCGAUGCUUCUCACUGCUGCCAAGGAUGAUGGAGAUGAAGCAAUCCAAAAGGAAGGAAGCAAUGCGAUGAGCAGCACCGCUAAACCUGAGACCAUAACAUACCGAAUGACUGUACUAGACAGCUUACACAAUGACACCGAACUCUACAACACGACAUCCGGCAGUGUCAUAAUCGUGGGACGUAACGCGAGGCAGCGCUCCAAGUUCCUUGAGCGAGAUCCGACUUUCACGAAUGCCGAGUCAAGAACCUCCAGUUUUCGCAAGUCGAAAAUCCUCGACAUUCAUGGCGACCCGGCCACGAGUGGCCGCAACGGCCGUUUCUCCGACCCAGAACCUGAAUCUCGAAUUGUGAAUGAUCCUGAAAGUUAUUUUCCCAUCAAGGGCUUCAUCCCAAUUAUAGGAGUACCUGAAAUGAAGCCCGAUAGUUUUCAGCGCGGUUCCCAACAACUUGUGCGCAAUGAGUUUUCAUCGGCUGGGCCGAAGCGAAGUGGUCCUAUCCCACCUGGAGACACAAUACCUCCUUCCGCUUACACCGUGCUGAAGCCGCCGAAGUCCUCCAAUGGCCUCCCACCAAUUGUGCGGCCCGAUUGGGUUAAGAAAGAACAAAAUGCCGGUGCAGUUAACUUUCGCCCCAUAAAGCACAUGGACGAAGGACGCGGACCAUUCGGCAACGCUGUGGGGCCGACGUACGUGGCUGGUCCGGACGUGGGGUACCCAGUGUCGGAGUGCGUGUGCGUGCCCUUCUACCUCUGCAAAGAGGGCUCCUUGGUGAGCCCCCGGCUGGACCAUCAGAGCAAGCCGGGUGCUCCUGUCGGUCUGCUCAUACCGAUCGACGAGCGCAGCAACGACAGGGAUGAUGCGCACAAUUCCAGUGCUAUUGAGUCACGAGUGAGGAGGGACGCUGCAAACCAGAGCGAAGUUGCUUCGGUGCCUGCCUACGCGACGGAAAUCAUGCAGCGCAUGCUGAGCGGGCCCAGCUUCAGCCAGUGUGGCGUUCUGCGCACGUGCUGCAACGUGAUGGCACCACCAGUGAACCGUGGCGGCCCAAUGUUUCAGCCAGAGAGUCCUCUGCAGACGAACAUCAUGGCCCAGCUCUUCCCGAAGAAAGCUACCUUCGCAUCACAACACAGGAUGCCGGCACCAAACUUGCCCUUACCAUUUCGCAAGCCAGUGCGACGUCCCCCGGUGCCCAUCGAUGCCAGUUUGCCAUUUCCUGCACCCUCGGUAGGGAUGCUGGGGCCGAUGCUACCGCCCCAACAGCCGGAGGCUUCCAUCGCGAUGUGCGGAGCCCGCAAUGCGUUCGGCAUCCACGGCCGUGUCAAGAACCUCCACUACCCUGAGAGCGGUGCAGACUUCGCCGAGUUCCCCUGGCAUGUGGGCAUCAUGAAAAAAUUGGCACCACAGGAGAGCCUAUACGUCUGCGGUGGAACACUGAUCGCUAGCCAAUGGGUUGCCACGGCGGCUCAUUGUCUUAAGAACCUCCGUCCGCAGGACAUCAAGAUCAGGCUCGGAGAGUGGGACGUGAACCGUGAGGACGAGUUCUACGCUCACGUCGAGAAGCAGGUGGCGCAGGUGGUCGUGCACCCAGAGUUCUUUCCGGGCAACCUGAACAAUGACCUGGCACUCAUCCGCCUCGAUUCUCCGGUCGACCUGAACCUGCCCCACAUUGGAGCUGCCUGCCUGCCGGGGCUCCGCGAGACCUUCGAAGGUCACCGCUGCUGGGUCACUGGCUGGGGCAAGGACGCAUUCGGCCAGCAGGGCGAGUACCAGCACAUACUGAAAAAGGUGGACGUACCCGUCGUGAGCCACGAUGAUUGCCAGCAGCGACUACGUAGGACGCGCCUCGGGCCCUACUACCAACUUCACCCCGGCUUUGUCUGCGCUGGUGGGGAGCCUGGGAAGGAUGCCUGCACGGGUGACGGAGGCAGUCCACUGGUGUGCGAGUACAACGGUCUGUGGAAGGCCGUCGGACUUGUCUCUUGGGGCAUUGGAUGCGGACAGGCUGGCGUGCCGGGAGUGUAUGUCAACCUGGCGCAAUACCGCGACUGGAUAGACAGCGUCAUCACCGGGCUCCAAUAAGGACGCACCAGUGAUUCGCUCGGAGCUGCCGUCCACGCAACCCUAGCGUGGAAGAUUUGGCCGUGUGCCAAGUGUUCCGAGCGUCUUGAGUUCCUGAAAGGCGACAAAUCAUUUUCGGGCAUCAAGAAACCUACAAUAUGCGUAGAGCUGGAAGCCGUGUUGCUGGUCCAGACAACCAUGCAGUACUGUCGCGUAUGGAUAGAAAUCACAAAUGUGACAUUAUGGCAAUCUUAUAUCGCGUCACAUCACAUAAUAAAUACUGUUGAUCACGCGUUGGUAAAGGCACAAGUAGAAUAUGUCACGUGCGGCGUAUUCGCACUGCCAUGGUGGCCGCGUGAAUAAGCAUGGUAUCUAAAUGCAGAGUCAGUUUUAGAAAUUGUAAGUCAUUUCUAAAGCACUUAGAUAAGCAAGAUGAAGGAUGUAAGAAAGCAGCCUCCAAUUGUGACGAAUGCUUAAGCCGCUUUUACAAACUUAUUUGUGGCUGAGACGACCAUCAAGCGAUUGCGAACAUACAAUUGGAAACAACGGGAACAUGGUGGCAUCCUAUUCAUAUUUGUUGCUGUUUUUCUGUACUGAUUAGUGCGUUGAUAUGCUUUCCUUCCCAAAGAUUGAGCCAUAAUCUAAACUUGUGAGCCCCAAAAAUUUGUUUACUUAGGCUUGACAGAAUAAUCGCAGAAUAAUCGACGUUAGGUAUUUUCUCCGCAGUGGGCCAUAACCAAUUGCACAUUUCAUGGACAAACAUUUGCCAAAGAAAAGCUGUAUCUAAGCAUGAGACUUUGUUGAGGGCGUGCAGGUAACAUUCUACGACAACAUGUUUGCAGUGGUCUCUUAUCGGAAUCACAUAUGCAAGCACUAGUAAGUAGGAAGUGCAUAGACAUUUUUAAUAAAUUUUCAAUUCAAUAUUACCGCAUUUACACGUCAUACUAAGCAACGAUGAUGGCGAAUAAAGCUGCAUGAGAGAAGCUCGAUGCCAACUACCCGUUAAACACUAGCAAGAUAAGUUCAUCUCAUUCUAUUGUAGUACCAUUGAAAAAAGAAAUGCAUACAGCAAAACAAAAUUUAAAAAACGAUAAUUCAGCAAUUUCAAAGGGCAGGGCAAAUAUUUUUAAACAUCUUAAAAAAGGCUACAUUCGCGAUAACAGUUUUAUUGCUGUGUUUCAAGGAGCAAAAGAUAUCCUUCGAUGUAUUUUAUACCUACUUAGUUUAAGGGUACACAUGAAAUUGUUCCAAAAGCACAGUUUGUUCGUGCGAGCGCAAAUACGCAAUGUCCAGUGUCCAAAAAAUCGGCUGAUUUUUAAGUUCACCAUGUUCUAGAUAUAAGUGAAUCUCUUGUUUCGAGUUUGAAAACAAAAAAACAUAUAAGCUCAUACUCAUACAGGUGGUCAAAUCGGGUAUUUUUUACAUGAAUAGAUCGUAUAUUUUUCUGUUGCAGGCUAAGCCGACGAUAGCCCGUAAGGCUCGUUCGUUCUGUGUUAGGAAGGCAACUAAUGAGCUUGCUGUACUCCUUGACUAAACAAGGCAAAAAAAGCACAGAUGCGAAGGAAAGAAUGCACUACAAACCAUCAAUUUACGUGCUAUUGGUCGCAAUCUGUAGCAUCUGCAGAGCAUAGAAAAAACUUCGCUGACUUCGUGUUUAAAGCAUUCUAUACUGUGGUCUCAUGCCAUCAAAUCAUUAAAAGGAUAACAUUCAAUGUUUUAGUUUACCAUUGUUUUCAUUCUGUUCUCGAUCUCAUGGCUGAUAUUCCCAUGGUAUACCAAGAGCAGUCAGUUGUCCUGGAAUCAGUUUUUAUUGUAGAAUAUGUGCACUAUUUAUUAAAGAAUGUUUGCCAAUAAAAUGUAUACUUCCUGAUUAGGGAAUCUGUAGCUUCACAGCUUAAUGGUUUUGCGUCUUUGUGGUGUUGUCCACCGCACAGGAGUUGAACGAAUCGCAUUCAUUCAUUUAUUCGCUCGUUCGUUCAUUUGUUCACAUUUCAUUUUUUUCGUCGUCAGAAAGGAACGAAUAUGACUGAAACCACUACUGCGACAUACCAAAUGUCCUAAAUGAAUGCUUCAGCCAUUGAGUGUUUUAUUUCCCCACAACAGACAAAAAAUCAGAAGCAUAAGCUGCAAUCUAUUAUGAGCCGUUUCAUCUCCAAUGAUAUAUUUAGUGAAGUCGCGAACUUCAGUGCACGUAGCUAAUUCGCAGACUCAUAAAAGGCUACAAACGAGCAUGGUGAGCAACGUCACAAGGAAGCCGUGGCCGCAAUACCUCGGUAAUACAGAUACGAGGUUUUACGCACGUGAAGAUUGUACACAUGCAUCUAUAUUUCUCUGAAUUCACUAUUGUGUGACUUGGAAAAUCGUGUUUAUGUCGCUUUCUAUUGCAAUUUUGAAGGUAAGUACUCAUGAACAGUAGAAACCAGCAGAUCUUUCUUCCCAUUAUGCCAGACAAAUUAAAGGCACCAUGUUUUUUGAAAUAUUUUCUUGCAUGAUGUUAUCCUCACUUUCGGGCGAUGUCUACAUUGGUGCGUUGAAGAAUGUUCUCAAGUACACUUUCCAAUGAAAUGUGAUGUUCAAGUGACGUGGCGUAUGCGGUUUGCGAAUGUAUGCAGCUAAUCACACUGACAGUGGCUCCUGUCAGCUGGGCGUUAAAUAAAGUGCAUUGUAGGCUUCACAAAAA
Messenger RNA from Rhipicephalus microplus (southern cattle tick), 4779 nucleotides. RefSeq lists its product as uncharacterized. Lineage: Eukaryota; Metazoa; Arthropoda; Arachnida; Ixodida; Ixodidae. The record is from RefSeq and is a predicted model, not a curated record. Gene Ontology annotation, biological process: proteolysis. Gene Ontology annotation, molecular function: serine-type endopeptidase activity.